Messenger RNA from Penicillium odoratum, 777 nucleotides. Its product is annotated as SMP-30/gluconolactonase/LRE family protein. Lineage: Eukaryota; Fungi; Ascomycota; Eurotiomycetes; Eurotiales; Aspergillaceae. The record is from RefSeq and is a predicted model, not a curated record. Bases 1 to 777 code for a protein of 258 amino acids. The transcript has 2 exons.
AUGUCCAUGAAGCGCCUGCGUAUUCUCCCGAAGCAAAUGAACUAUUCUAUGCCGACACAAGCACUUAAUGUGGACACUCAUGAGGUAAAAUUCCCGAUAUUACUACUUGAAGCAUCAUACGGCCGAUUCAUCAAGGCCCGCAAAGUUGAGACAUCACCACCUUUGGCGAACGUCAAUGAAGCGAGAUACCACAAGGAUCGCAUUUACCUGGCCACUAACGGCGGACAAGUUCAGGCCAUAUACUUUUUUAAUCCCCUUAAUGGUACGGCGACCCUAGUAGUCAAUAACUUUCGAGUCCGCAACCUCAACAGUCCAAAUGGCCUGAUCUUUGACUUGAAUUCUAACAUCCGGUUCACAGACCCGGGCUGGGCUCAGGGCUUUCCCAAGGUCCAGGCGCCUGAACUCCCCAACGGGAUCUAUCUAUUCAACACCAAAACGAAAGCGCUAGUGGAGGUCUCAAAUUCAAUCGUCGCGACACCAAACGGACUGGCAUUAUCGCCCGAAGGACUGUAUGUUGCCGACUCAAAUUCCACUGCAGGCAGGUCUUUGGAAUUUAAUCCUGCUAGCUUAUGGAAUGUCAGGGCAUUUGACGUAACGGGCUCACUCCUCAGCGAUGCGCGACUCAUUCACCAGACAGAGAGUGGAUGGCCGGAUGGAAUACAGGUCACUCGGGAUGGGUAUAUCCUGGUUGCAGUACUGGGUGGAGUGGAUGUCAUUGACCCCAGCUCUGGACUUUUGACUUUUGCUGGGCAAGAUCAAUACUCUGGACGUUAUUAA